AUGGGCUCCUUGGUGUGGGGCUGCAUCACUGACUUCUUCACCUACGAGACCACCAAGUCUGUGGUGGUGAAGAGCUGGUCUGUGGGGAUCAUCAACCGGAUCGUUCAGCUGCUCAUCAUCACAUAUUUUGUCGGCUGGGUAUUCAUCCAUGAGAAAGCUUAUCAGGUGACCGACACCGGCGUCGAGUCCUCCGUGAUGACCAAAGUAAAAGGCUUUGGCUACCAUAACGGCCGUGUGAUGGAUGUGGCCGACUACGUCUUCCCCCAACAGGGUGCAGGUGUGUUCUGCAUCAUGACCAAAGUCAUCCUCACCGAAAAUCAGUUCCAAGGAAAAUGCGCAGAGUCUGUUAAGAUGUUUAGUUGUGACACAGAUAAAGACUGCCAAAAGCAUUUCGGUGCCAUCCUUUCAAACGGCGUGAUAACAGGUGUUUGCCUUAAACCCUCGAAUGACUCCAAGGGUCAGUGUGAGAUUGAAGGAUGGUGUCCAACCGAGAAUGACAGUGUCAAGACCUCACCGAUGCUGGAUGUGAACAACUUCACCAUCUUCAUCAAAAACAGUGUCCGAUUUCCACUCUUCGAUGUCACCAGAGGGAACUUCCCCUCCACAAUGACAUCUGACGAAAUCAAGAAGUGCACCUACCAUCCGGAGAAGAGCCCCUUCUGCCCCAUCUUUCGUGUGGGGGAUGUGCUGAACUACACUGGGCAGAGUGUGGCUGGCCUGGCAGACAAGGGUGGAGAAAUAGGAAUAAACAUUCAGUGGAAGUGUAACCUGGACCUGAACAUUGAAUAUUGCGUGCCCAAGUACUCUUUUACUCGACUCGACGCACCGUUUGCCAAGAAUGCCAUCUCCAAAGGCUACAACUUCAGAUUUGCCAAAUACUUCAAGACAGAGAAUGGGACUGAUUUCCGGACGCUUCACAAAGCGUAUGCAAUCCGCUUCGAUGUCAUGGUCACUGGCAAUGCAGGAAAGUUUGACACCAUCCCGACACUGAUCAACUUGGUAGCUGCCUUCACCUCCGUUGGACUGGGUACGGUUCUGUGUGAUGUUAUCUUACUGAACUUCUUGAAAGGGGCAGAUCAGUACAAAGCCAAGAAGUUUGAAGAGGUGUCAGAGGCUCAGAUCGCUGCAUCACUUGCUCAGAGCCCAGACAGCCAGCUGUCACUCAAAGCAGGUAUCAAGAGCUCGUACGACUCCGGAGCCAUUUCCCUCGCUACCUGUGACCAACCUAUCUGACUGACUACAACGACAGUCUGAAGAACUGGGCAUUCCUCUUUCUCUCUCUUUCUCUCUCCCUUAUUGCCUCACAAGAGACUCAUUAUGCCUUUUCUGGUCGUCAGGAUCCUGCAGUCAGUUUUUGUUUGCCAAGUCCGUGAAACUGGUUAAAGGGGGACAACACCGCUGCC
Chelmon rostratus (copperband butterflyfish) is the source of this 1403-nucleotide messenger RNA. RefSeq names its product purinergic receptor P2X, ligand-gated ion channel, 3a (gene p2rx3a). Gene Ontology annotation, biological process: response to ATP; monoatomic cation transmembrane transport. Gene Ontology annotation, cellular component: plasma membrane; nuclear inner membrane. Gene Ontology annotation, molecular function: purinergic nucleotide receptor activity; ATP binding; extracellularly ATP-gated monoatomic cation channel activity. Bases 1 to 1233 code for a protein of 410 amino acids. Lineage: Eukaryota; Metazoa; Chordata; Actinopteri; Chaetodontiformes; Chaetodontidae. The record is from RefSeq and is a predicted model, not a curated record. The transcript is spliced from 12 exons.